This is a messenger RNA of Coccidioides posadasii C735 delta SOWgp, 2115 nucleotides long. RefSeq lists its product as uncharacterized. Lineage: Eukaryota; Fungi; Ascomycota; Eurotiomycetes; Onygenales; Onygenaceae. Gene Ontology annotation, cellular component: membrane. The record is from RefSeq and is a predicted model, not a curated record.
AUGGCUUUCUUCUCGCCCCAGACUGCCCGUCCUCCUCCGGUGGGCUCGGGCAUAUUUGCGGCCUUUGCCGUCGUUUCCAUCUUCUUCCUCGUUCUCCUCCUCCUCAGACACUACCUACCCUUGCGGAGCACGCCAGCGUACCUCGCCCUGCCCGUGUUCCUGGCCCUUGCUCUUCCUGCAAGCGUCAUUCUCUUGGUCCCCAUCGAUCUCACUUCGAGCACGUCCGGCAGCUCCCCGUCAGGAAUAUGGCUUCCGUCCCGCGUGAUGCUUGUCUCCUGGCGGAUAACCUACUGGCUUACAUUCGUUCUCACAUGGCUGAUUCUCCCUCUACUUGGCGAAUACGUUGAUUCGGGACAUCGGACACCGAAAGCCAGAAUCGCCUACUCCCUCCGAUCGAACGCCCGCUACCAACUCCUUAUGUUGUCCUGUGGCAUAGUCGGCCUUGUAUACGUUUUGAUCCAGAAUGGCUUUAGGUUUAGCUCCCUGAAGAGUCUUGUCAUGGCCUUGGCAUACGUUUGGGGCUUGGUUCUGGCUAUCUAUCUCAUGGGCCACGGUCUCGUGGCUAUACCGAGGGGUCUCUGGAGAAACGUAAACCCAGGCAAUAGGCUACGGCGUCUUCAGUCCCGGGCUCCCCUGAUAUACGAUCGCUUGAUCGAUGCUAAAUCCAGCCUUGAAGAUAUUAGAGCCCAAGUGAGCCAGCUGGAGAGGCGCAAAACGAGCGUGCCAUUAGACCUGCAGGACUGGAUAGACGAUCUGGUGGAAGGCGCAGAUUUCCCAGGGGCCCGACCCCCUCAGUUGGCUCUAGCCGAUGCAUCAAGGUCCACCGGCCCCGUCGUUAUCACGGAGAGAUACCUGGCGGAGCUUACGAGAAAUCUGAACCGCGCGCGCCAUAAGAAUGCCCGCUUCACAGACGCUUGGAGUCGACUUGUGCAGGAAGCAGCCGAUUGCCAGGCGAUCAUCGAUUCUUCAACCUCAAAACACCUCGAAUUCAGCCGGUACACGUCGCAUUCUACUCUUUCCCACCGCCGUUCACUGCUGACUCCAUACCUUCGCCACGUGCUCCAUUUCCAUGUCCUUCCGGCGGUCCGAAUCGUAUGCGCUGGUCUCUUUUCAAUCGCAUCCGCCUGCAUUGUUUGGUCAGAAUUUGUCAAAUCAUUUGCACCCAGCAUCUCGAUUGUCAGUUUGAGUGUCACCCACGCCUAUCAUGGUACGGCGACAGUUAGUUUUCUCGGCCAGAUGGUGGCCUCGGGCUGGCUGCUCUAUAUGUGUUCGGCCGCUUUCGCCGGCGUAACUGACACAAAAGUCUGGGGCAACCGCGCUCUUGUGCGGCGAAACACCUACGGCGAGAGUGCCUGCUGGUACGCCGGCCUGAUAGCCAGGCUCACCGUUCCCUUGGCGUACAACUUCCUUACUCUCCUCUCCCGGGACGUUCAACAUCAGACCACUUUUUACGACUUCCUCGGCCGCUUUAUCGAUCUAACUCCGCUUGGGAAGGGAUUCGACUAUUUCUUUCCGAUCUUCAUACUGGUUCCUGUCGCCGCCACACUGUUCAACAUGUACGGCAAGGUCAGAAACGCCUUGGGAUUCGGAUUACUCGAGGGCGAGGACAGCGCUGCGGAUGACCCUACCGGCGUUGGGAUCGGUACGUGGCGUGAAGGCCGCGAGUUGAUCAACCAAGAGCUGAGCGGUCCGGGGUUUCUUGGGCUCUCUUCUCGUUCAGCCGUCCCCGGCAAUCGGUACACCGAUUCUGGUGAUAACGGUCAUACCAUCCCGCGUCGAGGUCCUACAUUACGAGUUCCCCCCUCACACAGAUCAUCCAGUAGUCUGCCGCAGUACGAAUACUCUGCUACGAGCAGGGGCAUAAACGUUCACCAGCCGGUUUCGGACGACGAAGAUGAUGAGAGUCCCUUCCAGUCGUUCGUCCAUAGGGUUAAGAAUACGUUUGAGACGGCUGGCAAGCCAAAGUGGCUCCAGCGUGUGGAUUCCGAGCUCAGACGGCCGAGGUGGAUGCGCGGUGACCAUGACAACGACAACGACGACGACGACGACGAUGUGGAGGAGCAAGGUCGAGGCUCGGGGAAUUCAAGCGGGCUGAACCGGUUAUUUGGUCCCUAG